AUGGGACGGCGCCCGCGGCUCCGGCUCCUCAAGGCCCUUCUCCUCCUGGGGCUGAACCCCGUCUCUGCCUUCCUCCAGGACCAGCACUGCGAGAGCCUGUCCCCAGCCAGCAACGUGUCUGGACUGCAUUGCAAUGCAUCCGUGGACCUCAUUGGCACCUGCUGGCCGCAGAGCCCCGCGGGGCAGCUGGUGGUUCGGCCCUGCCCUGCCUAUUUCUACGGUGUCCGCUACAACACCACAAACAACGGUUACAGACAGUGCCUGGCCAACGGCAGCUGGGCCGCCCGCGUGAACUACUCAGAGUGCCAGGAGAUCCUCAGCGAGGAGAAGAAGAACAAGGUGCACUACCAUCUUGCUAUCAUCAUCAACUACCUGGGCCACUGCGUUUCCCUGGUGGCCCUCCUGGUGGCUUUUGUCCUCUUUCUGCGGCUCAGGAGCAUCCGGUGCCUCAGAAACAUCAUCCACUGGAACCUCAUCUCGGCCUUCAUCCUGCGCAAUGCCACGUGGUUCGUGGUCCAGCUCACCAUGAGCCCCGAAGUCCACCAGAGCAACGUGGGCUGGUGCAGGUUGGUGACAGCCGCCUACAACUACUUCCACGUGACCAACUUCUUCUGGAUGUUUGGGGAGGGCUGCUACCUGCACACGGCCAUCGUGCUCACCUACUCCACCGACCGGCUGCGCAAGUGGAUGUUCAUCCUCAUUGGCUGGGGUCUGCCUUUCCCCAUCAUCGUGGCCUGGGCCAUUGGGAAGCUGUACUACGACAAUGAGAAGUGCUGGUUUGGCAAAAGGCCUGGGGUUUACACCGACUACAUCUACCAGGGCCCCAUGAUCUUGGUCCUGCUGAUCAAUUUUAUCUUCCUUUUCAACAUCGUCCGCAUCCUCAUGACCAAACUUCGGGCGUCCACCACGUCUGAGACCAUUCAGUACAGGAAGGCUGUGAAGGCCACUCUGGUACUGCUCCCCCUCCUGGGCAUCACCUACAUGCUGUUCUUCGUGAACCCCGGGGAGGACGAGGUCUCCCGGGUCGUCUUCAUCUACUUCAACUCCUUCCUGGAGUCCUUCCAGGGCUUCUUCGUGUCUGUGUUCUACUGUUUCCUCAACAGCGAGGUCCGCUCUGCUGUCCGGAAGAGAUGGCACCGAUGGCAGGACAAGCACUCGAUCCGCGCCCGGGUGGCCCGCGCCAUGUCCAUCCCCACCUCCCCAACCCGGGUCAGCUUCCACAGCAUCAAGCAGUCCACAGGGGUCUGA
Pipistrellus nathusii (Nathusius's pipistrelle) is the source of this 1248-nucleotide messenger RNA. NCBI's taxonomy places the organism in Eukaryota, Metazoa, Chordata, Mammalia, Chiroptera, Vespertilionidae. The record is from the annotation of a GenBank genome assembly.